AUGUCCUUCAAAGUUGCGGCGCGCUUGGCGGCCGCAAAGGAAGUCGUGGCUUUGCGCAUGCCUCUCAAGUCCUGGGUGGUAUGGCUAUGCAUCCUAAUGGAAGUUGGGAGCCUGACGACCAUGAUUCAGCUCGGAUAUUUCAGCCACCCUGCAAUGCUUUUUGUCCCUUUCUUCUUACAGGCUCUUCUGAGUGCUGAUCGCGCUGGGAUGACAGGAAGAAUGGUUCUGGGAGAUUCGCGGAAAGUCGUCUACUUUGCCUUGUUUUGUCAAGGAUACUCCGCCUUUGGCCUGGUCAGGGCGCAGAAGCACGCUCGGCGAUUCUACAUUGCUACCAUCCUAUUAAGAAUUGUUUGCUGGGUUCCAAUUCUUCUAUCCUUUUCCGCCAACGCCUUGUGCCUGACUCCGACUGGCCUUCUUUACACUACGGAGUGGCAGUGGACGGGUUCGAAGGAAACAGAAAUGGAAAUCAUAGGGAGAACAAUGUCGAACUAUUCUCGUGAAGCUCUUGAAGUUGGCAGCGACCGGUCUGUGUUUUGCGGCCUCAUUGUUCCUGGCAGUUCCAACUACCACUACCAACUGAGUUCGGAUGCAUUCCGGAGACCUGAAGACAACCCUUCACUGGGCGAAGUACCGUACCGCGAAGCUACUCUAGAGACUUUUGCCCAGCUGCCUCAGAUGCUUCAAAGAUCGUGUGUGCAUGGAGAUUUUGAUGCAUUCAUGUUUCAUGAGUGCAUGGAAGUUCAAGGAUGGCUUGCCAACUUAUGCAAUGCUGAUGCGAUUGCUUGUCAAAUGCCACAAAUUGGUCGAGGCUUCUUGGAUUUUGUGACAUGUUUAUACAUCACACUUCCAGCCUUCAUGCUCUCUGGCUGGCUGCUUCUGUGCACGUUGAGCACAGUGUGGUUCCGAGAAUGUCUCCUUACGGAGAUUCAUGAAGACAGAGAGUUGCGGAAAGCGGUUCGCCGGAAGGCCAAGCAGUUGCAACAGGAGAUGAUGCAGCAAGAAGCAACCUUCAAGGAGAGAGCAAAAUCAUAUUUUGCCCUUUUGAUGUUUUGCUUUGAUCUUGCCUCAGAUGCCGUGUGCUUCGGUCAAUUUAUCAUGACUCAGCAAUUUGGAUUUGCAGCUGCCCAGGGAAUCAUUAUGCUGUUCGCAGCAGCUUCUGAGCUGUGGAAAGGGGGACCUACAGACCUACUACAUGCCUUCAGGGAUUUUCGCAAGACUGGUGUUCCCUCCGACAAGUAUUUGUCCAUCCUUCACGCAGAACAAACCCUAGAAGCACCGCUGUCCUUCUUGCUGCAGUACUACAGCGCCUUUUUCACAUCUGGCUCGGAAGAUGUCACUGCCUUCUUCACACUUUGCUUCUCAAUCAUGAUGAGCCUUUAUGCUAUCUCAAAGGCAGUGUAUGAUAAUAUUCAUCUCGGCAUGGAGGAAGUGUUUGAUGAAGCAGAGGAGUUGGCCGACUCAGAACCCCCAACACCUUCCGCAGAGCGUGCACAGCUGCCUCCACCACCAGCCUUGGUGUCUCACGUCGUUGCCAACCCCUCAGAAGGCUUAGCACUUACAGCGCCCCUGCCUCCUCCGCCGGGAUUGUCGCCUGGGAUGGCUGCAGCCAUUGCUCAGCCUCCCAAAGUAGUGGUGCCAGUGCAGCUGGGCCACCGCUUGAAAGAGACGGAAUGA
Messenger RNA from Durusdinium trenchii, 1674 nucleotides. The record is from the annotation of a GenBank genome assembly. NCBI's taxonomy places the organism in Eukaryota, Dinophyceae, Suessiales, Symbiodiniaceae.